CCGCCCCAGACACCUCGGUAGGGUCAGGAUCGUCCCGGCUUCGCCGGCGCCUGGUCGCUCGCCGCCAUCCGCUUCGGGCGCGAGGAGGAACGGGACCGGCUGCUGCCUGCCCCGCCGGGAGGAGGCUCCGCGGCCAGCAGGCGCAAGCCGCCCCAUGCCAGGAGGAUGCUGGAGAGUGGCUGCAAGGCGCUGAAGGAGGGCGUGCUGGAGAAGCGGAGCGACGGGCUGCUGCAGCUGUGGAAGAAGAAGCGCUGCAUCCUGACCGAGGAAGGGCUGCUCCUCGUGCCCCCCAAGCAGCCGCAGCCGGGUCCCCCGGCCGCCGAGCCGCCGGCCGCCAAGAUCAAGGAGCUGCACUUCUCCCACAUGAAGACGGUGGACUGCGUGGAGCGGAAGGGCAAGUACGUGUAUUUCACCGUGGUCAUGGCCGAGGGGAAGGAGAUCGAUUUUCGGGGCCCGCAGGAGCAGGGCUGGAACGCCGAGAUCACGCUGCAGCUGGUGCAGUACAAGAACCGCCAGGCCAUCCUGGCCGUCAAGUCCACCCGCCAGAAGCAGCAGCACCUGGUCCAGCAGCACCCGGGCCAGCGCCUCCGCAGCGCCUCCAACUCCGCGUAGGGCGCCCGAGGGACCGGCCGCGGCACAGCCCAGGUUGAAUCGAAGCGGCACUUCAGGAAGUGAGACUGAGCAGCAUCUUUCUGUUGUGAACAUAUUUCAGUGGCUCGACAAACUUGGCAAACCGAGGAGAGCCACGGAGCAGGGAGACUGGAGAGCAUCAGUUCAACAACCUGAAAACCCAGCGAGUUUUCUGCACAAUCCCUUCCUUGGUGCGGGGAAAACAUUUCAAGUCAUAUGGACUCUGAGUACUAUUUAUGAACCUUGGAAAGGAUCAUCUGGCAUGAUGGGGCGUCUAGGACACAUGAUGUACUGUACAUUUAUUUUAAAGUAUUUUAUUUUAUGGUUAUUUAUUAGGGAUUUUGUAAAAGGCUAGUUUGCAAGACCUUUCUGAAUGUAGGCCAUUAUCCAGAAAUCAAAUUCCAAAUACAAAUUCAAAGCACACCUUA
This is a messenger RNA of Terrapene triunguis (Three-toed box turtle), 1058 nucleotides long. RefSeq names its product pleckstrin homology like domain family A member 1 (gene PHLDA1). Gene Ontology annotation, molecular function: phosphatidylinositol phosphate binding. NCBI's taxonomy places the organism in Eukaryota, Metazoa, Chordata, Testudines, Emydidae. The record is from RefSeq and is a predicted model, not a curated record. Gene Ontology annotation, biological process: positive regulation of apoptotic process. The transcript is spliced from 2 exons. Bases 166 to 612 code for a protein of 148 amino acids. Gene Ontology annotation, cellular component: nucleus.